CGCGUUCCGAGACUAACAGCCCGCGUUCUCAAAUGAGCAGCCUCAACUCGAGUUCCUCAAUAAACGUCACUGAUCAAAACAUAUCGCUGUCCCAGCACCAACAAAAUUUAGAGACUUUAAACCGAAUGGGGAUGUUCUUCCAUGCUCAGCAGAUGCAGUUGAAUCAGAGUUUUGACGCCGUCAAAAGUCGUCUAGGACUGACACAAGUGCCGGCGGGGGUGAGUCAAGGGCCCCGCCAUACGAUAGAUGCAAUCUUAGGCCUUAACGGAGGAAGGAGAAGUAAUUACGAGAGGAGAGAGGACCGGGAGUGCGAGCCUGUACCGGUUUCGCCUGGAGCCGUCGAAAGUGCCGGCGAAGGUUCCUGCAACAGCAACGAUGGCUUCCAGCCGACUGCCGAAGACAAGUCCGCAGGCAGCGACGAGGAGCCGCCGGCGGGAUCGGCCGCUGACAAGAAAAAGCACCGCAGGAACAGGACGACCUUCACCACGUACCAGCUGCACGAGCUGGAGCGGGCCUUCGAGAAGAGCCAUUAUCCCGACGUUUACUCGAGAGAGGAGCUGGCGAUGAAAGUUAAUUUGCCUGAAGUAAGGGUGCAGGUGUGGUUCCAGAACAGGCGCGCGAAGUGGCGCCGCCAGGAGAAGAUGGAGGCGGCAAGGCUAGGUCUUUCCGACUACGGGUGCGGGGCUGGAGGAGGCAUACCGCGGUUAGGCGGUCUCGGGUUGCCGGUGGAUCCCUGGCUCGCCCCACCACUGCUCACGGCACUGCCAGGCUUCCUCAGCCACCCGCCCUCGGGCUACCCCUCGUACCUGACGCCGCCCGCGCCGGCGCCCGCGCCGCCCGCGCCGCCCGACCCGCGCGCCUCGUCCAUCGCGGCGCUGCGCUUGAAGGCCAAGGAGCACGUGGAGAGCCUGUCCAAGGGCCUGCAGAUGGUCUAAUCGCGCCGAGGCCAGCCGCACGUAGUCUCUGCGUCGGCUCGUCCGCGAUGAAAAAGCAGCUUUAAACCUGGACUGUCGUUUGGCAACCACCUAGCGCAGUUUCCUUAACUUGUUCUUUACGGAUUUUUUAAUAUUAUUACUUUUUAAUUUUCCACUUAAUUUUUGAUCUUGAAAACACUGACCUAGGUCGUUCUUACGCGAAUGGACAAAAGUGAUAGUUUUUCCUGUACUCUAUUUUCAGUACUGGCACGUGGUAGUCUCGUCAUCUCCUGUAAAGAAACUAUAUACUGUAAUCUAUUGCAGUGAAAUGCAGUGGCAGAUUUGCAGUCUUGGGCGCCCUAGGCUCCAGGUCAUGUGGUACUUUGAGUUAUUUCUUGUUAUCAUCAGUGCAUUUUUUUUGUCACGGUUGGCCGCCCUUAAAAUC
Hyposmocoma kahamanoa is the source of this 1359-nucleotide messenger RNA. RefSeq names its product retinal homeobox protein Rx1-like. The record is from RefSeq and is a predicted model, not a curated record. The transcript is spliced from 4 exons. NCBI's taxonomy places the organism in Eukaryota, Metazoa, Arthropoda, Insecta, Lepidoptera, Cosmopterigidae. The coding region runs from base 33 to 935 and encodes 300 amino acids. Gene Ontology annotation, molecular function: RNA polymerase II transcription regulatory region sequence-specific DNA binding; DNA-binding transcription factor activity, RNA polymerase II-specific. Gene Ontology annotation, biological process: regulation of transcription by RNA polymerase II.